Messenger RNA from Gossypium raimondii (Peruvian cotton), 2436 nucleotides. RefSeq names its product two-component response regulator-like APRR5. The record is from RefSeq and is a predicted model, not a curated record. Lineage: Eukaryota; Viridiplantae; Streptophyta; Magnoliopsida; Malvales; Malvaceae. Gene Ontology annotation, biological process: phosphorelay signal transduction system; cytokinin-activated signaling pathway. Bases 149 to 2053 code for a protein of 634 amino acids. The transcript has 8 exons. Gene Ontology annotation, molecular function: protein binding.
UUUUCUAUUUCCUACUUAUUUUUGCUUUGCUUUUGACAUUGUUUUCUCCCAUUGCUAAAGCUUGGAGUUCAAAAUCAAGGGUAAAAUUGUACUGUGUUUGGUGUUAGAUUUUAGUGGUAAAAUUCAUAAAAAAAGAAGAAGAGAACAUAUGGGUGAGGUUUUGAUGAGCAGCGAUGAAGUGAAAACAGAGAGCGAAAUCGAUAGAGAAAAUGGGGAAUUUGAAGGGAAUAAGAGAAGGAAGAAGAUGAGUGGUGGGAGUUUUGUUUCUGUUGAAGCUGUGAAUUGGGAAAGCUUUUUACCAACAAUGGCGUUAAGGGUUUUAUUGGUUGAAGCUGAUGAUUCAACUAGACAGAUUGUUACUGCUCUUCUUAGGAAGUGCAAUUACAGAGUUUCUGCUGUUUCUGAUGGCUUGCAGGCAUGGGAGAUGCUAAAAGCAAAACCCCAUAACAUUGAUCUCAUUUUGACUGAAGUGGAUUUGCCAUCUAUAUCGGGAUUCGCUCUUCUCACGUUGAUUAUGGAACACAAGAUUUGUAAAAGCAUCCCUGUUAUAAUGAUGUCCUCACAACAUUCGAUUAGCACGGUAUACAAAUGCAUGUUGAGAGGGGCUGCUGACUAUCUUGUUAAGCCAUUAAGAAGAAAUGAGCUGAGAAAUUUAUGGCAGCAUGUAUGGAGAAGACAAUCAUUGAUAGCCAGUGGAAACACCCCUCAGGACGAGAGCGUUGGGCAGAAAAAGAUUGAAGCUAUAUCUGACAAUAAUGCUGCAAGCAAUCGUUCGAGUGGUUGUUUGGUUGGUGGUGAAAGAAAUAAGGAACAAACCGAGAAAGGGAGUGAAGCUCAGAGCACAUGUACAAAGCCAGACGUGGAAGCUGAGGAUGCAAACAUGGAAAAUAUGCAGGAAUUUUUGCUCUUGCCGAGUAAUUCUCAGAAGCACGAAGUUCAGAUGGAUUUCAAUCAGAGACUGCUCGUGCAUGAGAAGGAAACUGGGGUUGAUGGUGCUUGCAAGGAUACCAAGAUCUCGGUUGAGGCCGGUGAUGCCGUUGGUGAUUCACCAAGAAAAGCUAUUGAUUUCAUGGGAACAUUCGAUAGAAAUUGCAAUUCUUCUUCGAUGAAUAGCACAAGUAAGGUUGGAUCUUCGACACACUUGGAUUUUUCGUUGGGACGAUGUUCUCCUAAUGCAUUCGAGAAUCAUGCUACUCGAGAAAAGCCUACCCUUUGGCAUCCUAAUUCAUCAGCCUUUACAAGGUACUCUAGCAGGCCAUCACAGCCCCUGCAGUCAACGCUGACAAGUGUGAGUGAUCAAAAGAAAGAGUCCGGAACUGAUUCUGAGAAGAUGUUGCCCAAUAGUAUUGACGAGUAUAACUCUGACACUCCUAGUCCGAAACUAACUCCUCAGAGAAACACGAACCCUUUGACUACCGGAUCUACUGGUCAAUUGAGGCAAACUGAAGUAGCGGCAUCAUGCACACAACAGGUAGUAUUGCCUGUUCUAGUACCAAGUCCGAGUUUAGCCAACCAAAAGGAACUUGCCUGUUGUGUGAACCCAUUUCACCAUCCCAGUUUCGAAAGCAACUCAUCUGGACAGUUUUACGAUCGACUUGCCUCUAACACAAACCAGUUAACCAACCAACCUUUGCAGAAGUUGGACCAAAAGAUGAAUUCAACCGAGGAUAGAGGACACAUUUCCCCUACCACCGACCAGAGUGCAACCAGCAGUUUCUGUAACGGCUCCUUAAGUCAACUUAAUGGUAUUGCAUAUGGAAGCACUGCUGCAAGUAAUAACAGCAAUAUCGACCAGGAAGCUGUUGUCCGAGCUUCUGCAGACAGUAAGAACGACGACGUUUUCCCCAGUCCUACUGGAAAUUCACAUCGUUCUAUCCAAAGAGAGGCAGCUCUAACGAAGUUCCGCUUGAAGCGGAAAGAUAGAUGCUUUGAGAAAAAGGUCCGUUACGAGAGCCGAAAGAAACUCGCUGAACAGCGUCCAAGGGUUAAGGGUCAGUUUGUUCGUCAACCACAAGCUGAUCUGUCCCAUUACGGCAAUUCAUCCGAUGAGUAGCUACGAGUUUUUUAAACCGAGGAGAUGCCAUUGUACAUAUCUAUAGCUUAGUAAGUAUACUAUUUGGUUAUCUAAAAGAGGUUGCUAUAUAUACUUAUUGUAACAUAAUAUUUUGAGCUUGUUUUCGCAUUAGGGGAUUGAUUGCCUUUGGUCAUUCUUUAUUGGUUUACCUGGUAGAUUUGUAACUAGAAAGAUUUACUUAGGGCUUUUAACUCGGUUUUAUACAUUCAUCUUAAAGAGGUAAUAGGUAACGUAGAAAUCCGAGUUUAAAUCUCAAUAUCUGCAAAAUUUUUUUCUCGAACGGCAUCUUUUGUUAGAAAAACCCGACAUUAACAUUGAUAAAUUUUAGAAAUAGGCCAUCUCUGUUUGUAGAUUUCAUACCA